AUGGCAGUCACAUCCUCCGCUCUCUCUCGGCGCUUCAACGCCAGGGUCGUAAGCUGCUUUCGAGGCCGCAAGCAGGCACCUGCUGUCCCCGUCCCCGCCGCUGCCGCUGCGCAGAGAACGGUGAAGCCGAAAAAGGCCACAAGCCGAUGCGACGUCUUCAUAAACCACAGGGGAGCCGACACGAAACGGACCGUGGCUGGGCUGCUCUACGACCGCCUGGUCCAGCUCAACCUCCGGCCUUUUCUGGACAGCCGGACCAUGGAGCCGGGAGACAAGCUAUACGAUUGCAUCAACAGCGCGAUACUCGACUGCAAGGUUGGGAUCGCCAUCUUCUCUCCCAGGUACUGCGAGUCCUUCUUCUGCCUCCACGAGCUGGCGAUGCUGGUGGAGUCCGGUAAGAAGCUGAUCCCGAUCUUCUGCGAUGUCAAGCCCUCGGAUAUCCUGGUGGCGGACGUCGGGUCCCAUCCGCCCGAGAAGAUUGAGCUGUUCAGGAAGGCUCUUGAGGAGGCCAAGUACACGGUUGGCAUCACAUUCGACUCACAGAAUGGGAACUGGUCGGAUUUGGUAUCACGCACCGCCGAGAUUGUGGAGAAGAGCAUAAAAGAGGCACGGGGUCACUGA
Messenger RNA from Phoenix dactylifera (date palm), 621 nucleotides. Its product is annotated as putative 2' cyclic ADP-D-ribose synthase BdTIR. NCBI's taxonomy places the organism in Eukaryota, Viridiplantae, Streptophyta, Magnoliopsida, Arecales, Arecaceae. Gene Ontology annotation, biological process: signal transduction. The record is from RefSeq and is a predicted model, not a curated record.